AUGCAAAUUCUCCACGUACCCUUCAAACUCAACAGCCUUAUGCUCUUCAUGCUACUCUCAUGCCUCCUGUGCAUCACAUCCCUCUUCAUCUUCCCAAACACCACCCUAACAACCAUGCGUCCCUCGGACACCCAAUCGCCACCACCACCUCCCGAAACCUCCCUCGACCACCUCGUUUUCGGCAUCGCCUCCAACGGCAAGUCGUGGCCCGACCGCAAAAGCUACGUCCGUCUCUGGUGGCGGCCCCAUCUCACGAGAGGCUGCGUUUUUCUCGAGACGAACACCACCUCAACCGACCACCCGGACGGUGGGCUCCCUCCCGUGUGCAUCUCGGGAGACACUUCCCGUUUCCGGUACACUUUCCGAAACGGGCUCCGCUCGGCCGUGCGCGUGGCCCGCAUCGUGUCCGAGACCGUCGCCCUAAACCACCCGAACGUGCGGUGGUUUGUCUUCGGGGACGAUGAUACGAUAUUUUUUCCCGAGAAUUUGGUGAGGACUCUGUCGAAGUACGAUCACGGGUUGUGGUACUAUGUGGGGUCGAAUUCUGAGAGCUUCGCGCAGAAUAAGGCUUUCUCGUUCGAGAUGGCCUUUGGAGGGGCGGGUUUCGCGAUAAGCUACCCGCUUGCAAAGGUGUUGGCUAAGGUUUUUGACUCCUGUUUGGAAAGGUAUCCGCACUUGUACGGUAGCGACAGCCGAGUGCAGGCUUGUGUGGCCGAGUUGGGAGUCGGCUUAACGCACGAGCCCGGGUUUCAUCAGAUGGACAUUCGGGGGAGCAUGUUCGGUUUUCUUGCCGCGCACCCCCUCCGACCCCUCAUCUCGCUCCACCACUCGGAGGCAAUGGAGCCUAUUUUCCCAAACACGACCCAUCUCCGGGCCCUGGAACACUUAUUUCGGGCCGUGAAAGUCGACUCGCAGAGGGUCGCUCAGCAAACGGUAUGCUACGACCGUUGGUUCUCGUGGACUAUUUCCGUUUCGUGGGGCUACGCUGUUCAGAUUUUCCCGCGCCACGUGUCGUUGCCCGAUGCCCUCAGGACCCAGGAAACGUACGUUCCUUGGAAAAGAGGAGGCUUAAACCACUUGUACAAUGUGGACACAUUGGGGUAUCACGCGGACCCGUGCCGGAGGCCCGUCGUGUUUUUCAUGCACGACGUAUCGACGUCUGGCGAAUUAGAUGGAACGAUAACGAGUGUUUAUAGAAUGGUGGGAUCGGAGAAUUGUACGGUCGACCGGGCCUCGCCCAGAAAGCUUGAGGAGGUUCGAGUCUUUUCACAUCGGAUGGAGCUUGACAUCAAACAGCUACAAGCACCGCGAAGACAUUGUUGUGAUGUUCUGCCUUCUAAAACCGAGACCGUGUUGGAAAUCGCCGUCCGAGAAUGUGCCAUUUUCACGUACCUCAACUUGGCCAUGGCCGCAAACUAUACAGUCGGAGGCCCGAACGGCGGAUGGGAUCAAUCCACCGACCUCGCGACUUGGGCUUCUUCAAUAACCUUCUUAGAAGGAGACAAUUUGCUCUUCGAGUUCACCACGAACCACGACGUCACGGAAGUUUCCCGGUCGGACUUCGAUUCCUGCAACCCAAAUAACCCCUUGCAGCCGCCUUCCACCGGCGGCUCUGCCACCGUGGCCCUAUCCUCCGCCGGCAGCCGCUACUUCAUCUGCGGCACCCCUGGUCACUGCCUCAGCGGCAUGAAACUCCAAGUCGACACCCACGCCGCUACCUCUCCGCCGCCGCAGGCGGCCACCCUGUCGGCCCCUUCGCCGGCGCCGGUUUCCUCUCCACCACCGAGAAGUCAUGCCCCGUCGCCAUCCCCAAAGCAUUCGCACGGGCAGGCCGGCCGGCCCACGUCUCCGCCUGCAGCCUCACCUCCACCGAGCGACGGCUCUUUGCUGGCGCCCGCGGCGGCUCCGUCGGCGGCGGGGAGGUUCAGUGUGAUGGGUGCUCUCACAGCAUGUUCCGGUUUUUUUGCGAUUAUUGUGUUGUUGAAUUUCUGA
Molecule: messenger RNA, 1992 nt
Organism: Striga hermonthica
Lineage: Eukaryota; Viridiplantae; Streptophyta; Magnoliopsida; Lamiales; Orobanchaceae
Source: the annotation of a GenBank genome assembly